GCUGACGGUGCUGCGUUCGCUCGAGCGCAUCAGCGGCGCAGCAUCAUUUUAACGCACCACCUUGAGGAGACGCAACACAAAAUGGCUUUGCAAAUUUAACGCUCGACUGAGAAGAAACUCUCAAAGCACCAUCAGGAAUAUAGGACUCUCGUUGUUUUUCUGAAAUAACAAAGACCAUACACAAGAAACAAGCCUGGAAAUCAACGGCGGACGGUGGGGGGAAUUCGGGGACAGUCAUGGCGGGGGUGGGAGCCAGGGGGCGAAAGACGGGACUCCCCGGGUUCUGUUAAACAUGCUAUUUCCACAUUCUCUUUUGGGUCGUGUCUGUUUGUGGAGAAGAGAGGACCUUCAUUGUUGAGACGUGGCUGAAGAACUAUGGCUACCUGCUCCCUCAUGACAUCCGGACUUCAGACCUGCGAUCGGAGAAAGCCAUGCAGUCAGCGGUCGCUGCCAUGCAGCGGUUUUACGGUAUUCCAGUGACGGGAGUGCUGGACCAAACCACCAUCGAGUGGAUGAGAAAACCACGGUGUGGGGUUCCAGAUCACCCUCACAUCAGCCGACGGAGGAGAAAUAAACGCUAUGCCCUCACUGGUCAGAAAUGGAGGGACAAGAAGAUCACAUACAGCAUACAUAAUUUCACCCCCAAGGUGGGCGAGAAAGAUACCCAGAGGGCCAUUCGCCAGGCCUUCGAUGUCUGGCAGACGGUGACCCCUCUGACCUUUCAGGAAGUGGCCUAUUCGGAGAUCAAGAACGAGGGUAAAGAGGCAGACAUAAUGAUCUUCUUUGCCUCUGGUUUCCAUGGUGACAGUUCCCCUUUUGAUGGAGAGGGAGGUUUUUUAGCUCAUGCAUAUUUCCCCGGUCCCGGAAUUGGCGGAGACACACACUUUGACUCUGAUGAGCCCUGGACGUUAGGAAACGCAAAUCACGACGGCAAUGACCUUUUCCUGGUGGCCGUACACGAAUUGGGACACGCAUUAGGUCUGGAACAUUCCAAUGACCCCAGUGCAAUCAUGGCCCCCUUCUAUCAAUACAUGGACACGCACAACUUCAAACUGCCUCUAGAUGACCUUCAGGGGAUCCAGAAAAUCUACGGAAUUCCCACAGCCAUGCUGGAGCCCACUCGACCUCUUCCUACUCUACCUGCACGACGCACACACUCCACCUCUGAGAGAAAACACGACCGGCAGUCUCGCCCCGCUCGCCCGCCCUCUGGAGAUCGCCCCUUCUCUCCUGGCAAUGGAAAACCCAACAUCUGCGAUGGCAACUUCAACACGGUGGCCUUCUUUCGCCGGGAGAUGUUUGUUUUUAAGGAUCGCUGGUUCUGGCGUUUGCGCAACAACAAAGUUCAGGAAGGCUAUCCCAUGUUGAUAGACCAGUUCUGGAAGGGUUUACCUCCUCGCAUUGAUGCUGCUUAUGAGAGAUCAGAUGGCAAAUUUGUGUUCUUCAAAGGGGAUAAAUACUGGAUCUUCAAGGAGGUUACAGCAGAGCCUGGGUACCCUCACAGCCUGGUAGAGUUGGGCAACUGUCUGCCCCGCGAUGGCAUUGACACAGCCUUACGUUGGGAACCCGUGGGCAAAACAUACUUCUUUAAGGGUGACCAGUACUGGCGUUAUAACGAGGAGAAGCGUACAGCUGACCCAGGCUACCCCAAACCCAUCAGUGUCUGGAAGGGCAUCCCUGAUGCACCGCAAGGGGCCUUUGUCAGUCGUGAAGGAUUUUAUACCUACUUUUACAAGGGAAAGGAUUACUGGAAGUUCGAUAACCAGAAGUUAACGGUGGAGCCAGGCUACCCCAAAUCAAUCGUCAAAGACUGGAUGGGCUGCGAUCAGGCGGAAGUAGAAAAGAACAAGGACCGUCACCUUCCACACGAUGAUGUCGACAUCAUGGUCGCCAUUAACGACGUACCCAGCACUGUAAACGCAAUCGCUGUGGUCAUCCCAUGCAUCCUCUCACUGUGCAUUCUGGUCCUUGUAUAUACUAUCUUCCAGUUCAAGAACAAAAACGUCCAACAGCACGUGACCUACUACAAACACCCCGUGCAGGAGUGGGUAUGACGGACCGAGGGGCGCGAUGGACCCCAAAUGCUUGAGAACAUAAGUGAGGGCUACUAUGCUGAGGUUUGACCAGUGCCUGUUUUCUGAACAACCUUGUCCCAGAAAGUGAACAAAAGACGAGGCAAGGGAGUUUCCUCUUCCUUCCCACACAAGACAAAACUUUACAACAAAUAUUGCAAUUUUUUAGCAUGAGCCCAACGGACAAAUCUUCUGGGGAUUGAACAUGUGAAGUUGUGCCCUGGCCUUACACUAACCAGGUGAAGUCUUGACCGUUGAGGAACCAUCACUUCUGCUUUGACCGAAACCAUCACUUUCUCUUCUCUGGGAGAGCAAGAAGAACGGCAGAUUUGCGAAACGCCAGCAAAUCCUUGUUUCGUUCUCAACAUAAACUUGUACAUGAAUUUCAAGUAUUAUCAAAGAAAUUAAAUGAGCAAAACGACAAAAAAUGACUUGAAAACCAUGUAGGUAGAAAGGCCAUAGAAAAGAAUACCAAGGAAUUCUUGCAGUCUUUUUCAUUUAUGGGGAGGUUCUCCGCUAGCACUCCUCGAAGACUGCAACAUGUUUUUAAGGGAGGUCAGGUGGCUUUUUUAAAUUAAUUAGCUUCAUAACAUCAAUCUGAAUGUUUGUUUGCAUCGUUUCCCCUUUUCUCUGCUGCCUACCUAUUUUCACAGAGUAGGAAGAACGAUUUUUAAGAACUAGGGCAGUCUUAACACCUCCUCCCACUUGCUACUGUACUCUGUUCCUUUUCUUCUUAUGCUGUAUUUAUCAGUCGGCAACAAAAGAUCAUUUCUUUUUGAUCAGACAGCACUUGCAUUAUGUCUUUAUAGGAGAGUAAAUUUGUGUCGUAACAGGCACAAUUUGGUUGUUUAGGAUUAUGCCUAUUUCUUGCAAUCUCUAUAUUAUAUUUUGCUUUUAUUAGUAAUGUUUCCCACCAUCUUGUACCUUGUUACCAUUUCACCAAGUGUAAUAUUUGAAACACUGGUGCCAGGCAGGAACAUGAACAAUGAACAGAUCUGAAUAUGAAAUAGCUUUGUUCCCGUUGCCUACAGGAGAUGAUCUCUCAACUGUUCAUCUGUCCUCUUCGAAUGAACGUAAUAUGCUGUAUGUCUUGCGUUGAAGUGACUUCAAUUUCAUGUGUUCGGUGUGGAUUGUCUAACACUUGGCUCAAAAAUGUCUGUCGGGUGCUUUUAUUGGUUCGACUGUGCUAUUUAACAGUGAAGUGUGUCUGUACCAUAUUAACACAUCAUUUCGUGCUCAUCUGCUGUGUGAUUGGAUAGAAUACAUUACACAUUUGAAGGAGCUGA
Molecule: messenger RNA, 3358 nt
Organism: Rhinichthys klamathensis goyatoka
Lineage: Eukaryota; Metazoa; Chordata; Actinopteri; Cypriniformes; Leuciscidae
Gene: mmp24
Product: matrix metallopeptidase 24
Biological process (GO): collagen catabolic process; extracellular matrix organization; proteolysis
Cellular component (GO): extracellular matrix
Molecular function (GO): zinc ion binding; metalloendopeptidase activity
Source: RefSeq, a predicted model, not a curated record